AUGACGCAGCCAAGAGCUGCCGAUCUUCCGGUGCCAGAAUCGGAAGACGCGGAUCUUCAGCUAGGGGAUGAUGCUGAAGAAGAGCAUGACGAGCAAGCGGAAUAUGAACAAUUCCGCCGGUGGAUGCAAAUCCGAGAGCGUGAGCGGCAUGGGAGAAGACGAGGACGCGACUCAAGAGAACCAAGCCGCCGCCGUGACGAUGAUGAUGAUGAGUUCGGCAAUGAUAGCCGGGCCAAUGCCGGCCCACCACCUCCGUGGGACGGGACGGAAAGUCCUUUCGAGGAUUACCUGAUUCGAGCAAGAAUCUGGGUGAACACGACAAAGGCUCGGGCCAAGGCACGCGGGCCCCUUCUCCUCAAGGCCCUGAGCGGUACUCCUUUCCAGGACUUCAAGUAUCUGGCUAAGGACUUGUCGUGGCUUGCCGACCCGGACAAUGCCGAGAUCUUGUUAUCCAAGAUGGAUUCUCCAGAGUACUAUGGAGAUGAUCAGGAUGAGCACCUGCUGGCCUCUCUGGCGCGGAUCACAUACCACUUGAAGAGGCAGAAAUCUGAAAGCGCACGUCAGUUUCUGGGCAGGUGGGAAGCAGCAGAGAGAAAGGUUCAUGAACACAAGGUGAACCUGCCGGCGAUCUACAAGGGGUUCCUUCUGAUCAAUGCCUUAGGACUGCCUGAAGGUGACAUCAAGGCCCUGCUGAACUUCACGCAAGGUUCGAUUGAGCCAAAGGAUGUCAAGAAUUGGCUUCGGAAACACGAGGCCAAACUUCAAGCAAACCAGCUGGGCAAUGAUUCGAUGAUGAAAAACCCUAAGACACCAAGCAGCGCGGUCCAUCUUGUUGAGGACCCGGACGAUGCCGGGUUGGAUCUUCUUGAUGAGAUCGACGACACAGAGGACCUGGACACCAUGGAAACCAUGUUGGCGGACCUGCUUGAUGCAGACCCGCCAGAGCCAGGCACCUUCGAGGAGAGCGAAGCAGCCGAGAUCUUGGCGAUGAUGAUCAAGGAGAAGAAGAAGUCUUACGUCCAGUCAGCUCAGCUGAAGAAGGAUCGAGAACUCGGUCGUGGCUAUCGCGGCGGUGCUUCCGGCGGACCAAGCCGGGCCGCCCAAGGCCCGAUACGCCCGGGAACUUAUCGUCUUUCGAUUGCUGAACUGAAACAACGGACGAGGUGCCAGAAAUGCGGGCAGCUGGGACAUUGGAAGAGGGAAUGCCCCAACAAGCCAUCUGGCGCUGGAAGCUCUAAUCAGAAGGAGACACAUCUCCUUGAGGUGGAGCUCGAUGACUACGAGGACGCCAUGUUUUGCCACAUGCUCGAGCGGAUUCCGGUUGAUGGCGGCACGGCCUCGCAAGGAUCGGGGACCGAGCCGGUUUUGAACGAGGAGAAUGAGCCAAAGGGCUACGGGCAUGACCUUUCGAUUCCCUUGUACAUCGGACCCACAGGAGCUCUGCGGAUCCCGCUGAACCAGUUCAACCCCGAGAUGCUUCAAGCCCUGACCCAAGCCGAACAGAAGAUUCAGAAGAGUAGCUGCAAUGAGUUCGAAGUGCUGUCGCUGAGUGAGCUCGCGGCCUCCAUCAUGGAUUGUUCGUCCCCGACGAACAAACGCGCUCGUCCCGAGGGAGCCGAUCAGGAUCGAACCGGUCGAGCCGUCUCAGCCUGGCAAAGGUUCCUUCUGAAGAUCAUUGUCAUGUUUCGUCCGGCUGUUCAGUUCAUGGUCAAUGUGGUCCAAGGAUCCUUGGACCGAUCGUUCAACCACGUGAAGGAGAACGUGGCCGAGUUCCAGGUGACUCACCUCGAGGAGCUCAAGAAGGCCGUGGACGCAGCGAUCAAGGACAAGACGGAGUCCGACCGGAUGAUGUUCGUCCGCUUCCAGAACUGGAAGAAGGAACGGGCUUACAGCUCGAAAGGUCUCGCCCCACCGGCGCCGCCGACCGAGACCGAGAAGGAGUUCGAAAUGGUGGAGGAAGAGAGCUCGCUACUGACGAUGCACUGCUCCGAGGUGGGAAGCCGGGGACGGCGUCUGUCACGACCAAGGACAGACAGUGCCCCAAGAGGACCUCCUCCACCGGAGCCGGUGAAGUACUCGAAGAAGUCUUCCUUUGCUCCGUCGGAGACCAGCUCGGCGUUCUCAAUGUCGACAACCAAGCAACCGGUGCCGACAACACCAAUGCCUCCCAGCUACAGCCCCGAGGGCGUGAUCACGGACAAGAUGAAGCAGCAGGAGGUGUUCACGGCCAGCGCCCACCUCUUCAACAACCGUCUGGUGGUGUGUCGUUGCCACCCCGACCGGAUGUGCAAGAUGGAGCUCAGCCAGACGCCGGUCAACUACAAGCGUCUGUUCUUCAACUGCAGCGAGAAGAACGAGGAGCGCCAAUGCGGCUUCUUCCAGUGGUGCGAGAAUCAGCCAAUGCUGGAGGACGGCUACAAGGAGACCCGCGAGAGGAUUCGACGAAGCUAUCCGCGGGACCUGACGCCGAGGGAGAUGCUGGUUAUGAUGUGCCAGGAUCUAUGCGGGCAUCACGCCACGACCCGGGCGGGAUCCAAUGGCUUUGUGACAAGGGUGAGGUGCAGAACCUGUCAGAAGCUGAUCAGCUACGAGACCAAGAGUAUGAUACCGGUUUCGACAGCCGAGCCGGCUGCCGGAUCCAGCAUCCCGGAAGAGUCGGAGAGCAGCCUUCAGGCCGAUUACCAGGAGUUCCUGAAAUGGCAGAUCAACUGCCUAUCAACCGGGAGGCAUGGACUAGGGCACACCAAGGCCGAAGCUGACAUGUUCUGGAAGUCUGAAGAGUUCGGGGUUGAUAUGUCGGUGCUGAAUGUAGGAAACUGCGCGAACAUGUUCUUGAAUCAACUUUGGCAUGCCAUUGACCUUAAAGCUGCGUGUACCAUGAUAGUUCUCCCCAAUGUCUCGGUGUUCAGUGAGCUGCUGUGUCAAGUGCUACUGCAAGGGAUACAGAAGCUCAGCCACGGACAUAGCAAGCUUGUGGUCGUCAGUGAAGUAGGAGCUGGCCUGGCAAUGCUUGAUCAGAUGACAUGUUUGCCACACCGCAGCCGUCACAGUGGGAUGGCCUAUGCCACCAACUGGCAGGGGCUACAUGAGGUCUUGCAACAGGCCCAUGAUUCCACGGCGGCCCAGGCGAAGAACAUAGUCCGCCACUGCUUAGGUAGCGCCUAUGGCAUCGACCGUGACCGAGUUCAUGAACAUGAGAUCUCGGAACAACAAGUCGAGAACCAACGACAGCUGGCGAACUACCAGAAGCACCUGCACCGGCCGAUGGAGGACCAUGAGAUCUACUACCAGCACCACAAGGAAACGAAUCAGAACCGCGACUUCAACAUGAUCAGCCGGAAGAAGGGGGACAACAUGUACCAGUUCAUGCAGACGAUUCAGAGCCACGACUUCGACGCGAUCAUCCGGAAGAAGGGGGUCCUACAGAAGCCCGAGGGCGUGAAGAUCCUUCGGGCCGCCAAGGCCUCAGACGACGUCAUCAAGGUCGCCCAGGACUUACGUUGUAGCGUAUGCGAGCGGUUUCUCCAGACUCGACCGCCCCGCCGGGCGGCACCACCUCGCGAGCUUGGGCUCAAUGAGGUAAUUGGAAUGGAUACGGUGUGGCUCCCAGCUGUUGGCCAGAAGCGGAAGAAGAUCGCUUUGAACAUCAUCGAUUAUGCUUCUCAUUUUCAGAUGGUGAUUCCGCUCAGGGGUCGUAGUCCUGAAGCUGUUUGGAGUGGCUAUCGCAACUGGGUCAAGUUCUUUGGACCGCCCAAACAGAUCUGGGCAGACCAAGGUGGCGAGUUCAAGGGCACCUUCCGAACUCGGACUGCACAAGAAGGCACCCGCAUGGAUCCCAGCAGCCUGGAAUCCCCAUUCCAACGAGGACUGGCCGAGCGACACGGAAAAACCUUCAAGGCGAUGCUCGAGAAAGUGAUGCAGGACUACAACUGCAGCUCUGUAAGUGACUGGCAGGAGCUCGUGGACACGACCAGCAUGAUGAAGAACCGCCUCGCCUCGCGGGGAGGUUUUUCUCCUGUACAACGAGUCCUAGGUUACCUUCCUCGCCUACCAGGCGGACUUCUUUCUGGAGGACAAGAUGACGCUGAGGCCGGGAAAGAACCGAUUCUUGGAGAUGGCGGGCUACAGCGGGCUAUGACCAUCCGCAAGCUUGCCGCCAAGGCCUUCUUUGAGGUUGACUGCGAUCAAGCUUUACGCAACGUGCUGGCUGGUGGACCACGUCCUCAGUUUGACUACGCGGUGGGACAGAUGAUCUACUUCUACCGCCUCGGGCAUUCCAAGAAGGGUGACCGACCACACCAAAGAUGGCAUGGGCCGGCCCGGGUGAUCAUGACGGACCUGCCGUCAACACUCUGGCUCAGCUACCAAGGGAACUUGGUCAAGGCCUCACCUGAGCGAGUCCGACCAGGCAGCGAGGAGGAACAGCUCACGAUCUCCGGAUGGCUUGACGGACUUACACAGGCCAAGAAGGAGUUCGAGAAGGAACCCAAGAAGGGCUACAUCGACCUGACCAAGGAUCCGGUCCCCGAGUACACCGACGAGAUCGAGGAGUCCACCGAGGACCUCGGGGACGACGACAUCCUACCGGCCGGAGUCCACUACAGACGUUUGCGGGCCAAGAUGAGCCCAGAGCAAGCCCGUCGGAUUUCCUUCGGGCCGGAGAACAUGGACGAAACGCCACCGAUGAUCAGAGAGGGUCUUCGUCCUGAGGAGAACUCAGGGGUGAUCGCGGGCCGGACCAACCCGGCAGAACUGGAGGUACCAGAUGACGACAUGAACGAGGACAAUGAGGACGAGGAACCGGCAGUGGAACCACCGGCUAAGCGAUCAAGGAUCCAGCUCCUCGAGAUCUACUACGCCAAGCUGGAAACACUUUUCAAGACGCGACAGAGGAAAGAGGUCCGGCUGAAAGACCUGAACGCUCGAGACCUGGAAUGUUUCCUCAAAGCAACCACCAAGGAGAUCCACAACAACCUGGAGACCAAGGCCUACGAGAUGCUGGACAGUGAGGAGAGCCAGCGGAUCCGGCGGGACAAGCCGGAAAGAAUUAUGGAGUCCCGCUAUGUUCGAACGGCAAAGCCGCUCGAGCCUGGCGAUGUCGACAAAGCCCAGGCCGAUGGAACGUUGCUUAGUGAUGAGCACGGGGGACCUUGCAAGGCAAAGGUCCGGCAUGUCAUGAAGGGUUUUUCUGAAGAUGGGGCUGAGGAUCUUGAGGCGGCUACUCCCCAGGUGACUAGAGAAGGCGUUAUGUUUGUCACUCAGGUGAUUGCGAGCAAGGGAUGGAGACUUGGGUUUCUUGAUUUUACUCAGGCUUUUCAUUCCGGGGAUCCGAUUGCUAGGGAACUGUACGCUGAGCAACCUCCCGAAGGAGUUCCUGGUAUGAAAAAGGGUGAUUUGCUGAAGCUUCUCAAGACGUGUUACGGUCUACUGGACGGGCCGAUGGCCUGGUUCAGACACCUGAAACGGGUCCUGUUAGAGGAACUCGGGUACACCCAAAGCCUUGCUGACCCCUGUAUCUACUUUCUUCAUGAUAAUGAGCGCAAGGGUUGGGAUCGCUUGAGAGGGAUUGUGUCCGUUGCUACUGAUGACUUGCUUCAUGGUGGGGAUGAUGAACAUGAGUCACGAAUGCAAAAACUCAAUGAACGCUACAAACUUGGAAAAUUCCAGUACGGAGCUGGUAGGUUCACCGGAAAGCAGUUCACCCCCCAAGAUGACGGUAGUAUCAUCAUCGAUCAAAAGCACUAUGUUGAGGAGAAGGUCCGCAAGAUCCCUUUAACCCGAACCAGGAAAGGCCAGAGAUACUCGUAUUGCAGUGAAGAAGAAAUUGCUCAGCUCCGAUCUUUAGUUGGAGCUUUAUCCUGGCUUGCCAAGGAAACCAGGCCCGAUCUGUGUGGUAGAGUUUCUCUGUUGCAACAACAGUUUCCUCGUCCCCGUGUUCGUGAUAUCGUCACUGCGAAUCAACUUGCUGUUGAAGCUGAGAAGUUUUCGGUUGGCAUCAAGGUUUCCCCGAUUGCCUUGAAUAAACUUCGGGUCAGUGCGGUGACGGACGCAGCUUGGGGAAAUUCCGAGGACCCCGCUCAGAAGGAAGAAACCGGUUUGGAUUUCUGGGUGGAGACUCCUACUCAGUGGAUUCGGAAACAUGUGCAGCCUAGAAGAACUUUGUUUCAUCCUGGCAUGGUUGAUAGUGGCCCAGACAUCCAUCAGAUUGAAGCGAGCCGCAUCACCAGGCUGCGGCAAGACCAUAAGGAAGACAGCCGAAGUGACCAAUGGAAUACCAGCAAGGUUGGUCUGAUUCCCGGAGAGCCGUGGACUGGCGAGACGGUCUUCACUAAGACCACUCAAGGAGUAAGCGCCGCUGACAUUUCAGAGACUUUUCUUCAGAAUCGUCGUACGUGUAGCCAGGGCGGUCACAUCAUUAUCUUUCAUGAUCAAGAUUUGCAGUUUGAGCCGUCAGCAGAAGUGACCGUUGCUAGCUGGAAGAGCUACCGUCUGAAACGGAAGGUGGUCAACACCCUGUCUGCGGAAUGUCAGGCGCUGGCCAGUGGAAUCGGCAAUGUUCAUUGGCACAGGUUUCUUCUCCUCGAGGCCCAAGGCGCGGAGAUCAACGAUCAGGACUGGGAGAGGUCUUUAGCGGGUAUGAAAUAUCUGGCUGUUACUGAUUCUAAGUCGUUGUUUGACUCAUUGUCGAAACAGACCUGUCCUUACAGUCAGAUCGACGACAAACGUACUGCCAUUGACAUUUCAAUCAUCAAGAACGAACUUUCUCAAGGGGGCACCAUUCGCUGGAUCGAUGGCAGAAACAUGAUUUCUGACUCUUUGACCAAGAGUGCAAGUGGCUGCUAUCUUCGUCACGUCAUGUCAAAAGGUCGCUGGACUCUAAACGAGCUCGGAUUUCAGACUUUGUUCCCAGAGGCGACGGUCACCAAUGACUGUCUUUUCCUCUAUGAUGGCUUGUGGGACUCGUGGUUUCAGCCAAAAUAA
Symbiodinium sp. CCMP2456 is the source of this 6981-nucleotide messenger RNA. The record is from the annotation of a GenBank genome assembly. Lineage: Eukaryota; Dinophyceae; Suessiales; Symbiodiniaceae.